CCUCGAAGUUUGUGGUUAUUUAAUGAGGCUGGAUAAGGGUGAUACUGGCUUGGUGUGGCUGAGACAAGGCCCUGUCAGCAGCAGCCAAAUCCGACACGGAGAUAAAAAGGCGAUGGGGUGAGAUAAUUUCAAACUUCAGGCGGUGCGCUGGGCGCGCUAGAAGGUCAGUUUGGCUGGUGGAUCGUUGGCGGAAUCCAAAGCGUGAAACCGCUGCUAAUAGCGUGGUGACAGAGUUGGCUAGUGCGUGUGUUUCACCCAUUUCUUAAAAUAGGUGGCUGUCUUCGAAGUGUGUGCCCUUGGCUUCCAACAACUGUCUACUUGGUAGAGGGCUUGGAGAGGUAAGUGGCAUCGCUCACUUCUCAAUUUCGAGUUGCAUCUUCCAUGGCCUCAUCCUCGGCACCGAAUACGGCAAUAUCCCGGCUGCAGCGAGACUGCCGACGUUCGUCCCCCACAUCCAACUCACUCGAACUUGCAGGACUCGCCGAAAAUGCGGAGAAAAUGCGGGGGUUCCUUGUUUUUGUCUUUGCCUUUUGCCUUUUGGGCAUCGACGUGUGGUCCACUUGAACUCUUCACGGUCGGUUAAUACCCUGUCGCUGCAAUUUUAACCGAGUAGGUCUCGAAGUGCCUCCUCCACGGGCUUGGCUCGUACGAUAUCCCUCAUUUUCCCCCACAGGGACAAGCAUCGCGGCGGUUUAGCUCACGAUGGGCUUUUCCACCAAUUGCGGUUGACGAUCGACGUCAUCGUCAGGAACAGAACGCAAGUAUAUUUACAUCUCCGUGUCUCCCUGGCGAAUAGGAUGGUAUCACAUGAACGUGUGUGUGCGCAAUAACCGAUCUCAUGUUGUCUUUGCGAACCUUGUUGCAGUUCUUCCUGUCGGUCUUGUUGGUACAGUCCGCCCUGGCCGACACCUUCACCAACCCCUUGAAGGAUCCCAAUGGCAGCGAUCCGUUCAUUGUUUACGUCGACGGCUACUACUACCUAAUCACGACCACGUGGACCGAUCUUCAGCUUACCCGGUCUCCCACUCUGGAGGGCUUGAAGGCCGGUGAGAACAAGGUUGUCUGGAAGGACGAUAACCCGAACCGCUGCUGCAGUGUGUGGGCACCGGAGAUUCAUGAGAUUGACGGAACAUGGUAUCUGUACUACACGGCCGGAAGCUCCGACACCCUCGACAACCAGCGCGCACACGUCCUGAAGGGUGGCUCUAACCCCUGGGACGCAUACGAUUACCUCGGCCAGCUCACUCCCGAAUGGGGCAUUGACGGAACCGUUCUAGUCGUCGACUCGCAGAACUACUUUAUCUGGUCUUGCAUGGAGGACGGCAUCCAGUCGAACUGCAUCGCCACUCUCGAGACUCCCUCGACCAUCGGCGAGAAGCACAUUCUCUCGCAGCCGCUCGAGGACUGGGAAAGAGUCGAAGCCCCGGUCAACGAGGGUGCCGCUCCCCUAUACCAUGACGGGAAGGUCUGGGUCGCUUACUCGGCCUCCUACUGCUGGACUGCCAACUACUCGCUGGCCCUCCUGACUUAUGACGGUUCCGGCGAUCCUUUGGACAGCGGCUCGUGGACCAAGUCGGCUGGUCCUUUGUUCACGUCUGCCAACGGAAACUACGGAACCGGACACAAUGCGUUCUUCACCAGCCCGGAUGGCACUGAGGUUUGGAACGUCUUCCAUGCCACUUCGGCUAGCGAGGGUGCUUGCGAUAGCAACCGCUACACUAUGGCCUUGCAGGUGCAGUGGAACGAGGAUGGAACUCCGAGCUUGGGAGAGGCCCCAGAACUGUCAGCCGUUCUGGAGGGCCCUUCAGGAGAAUAGAGUUCCCGUUUAUGGAGUGUCCCGACGAAGCGAAGGAGACCCCUACAUAACGAUGAAAAUACAAGCAGCCAAAGUGGCCUAUACCAGAAAAGGCAUGGCUACGCGGAAUGGUAGUUCUUGCAUAGAUGAUGAGCAUUAGCAUAUGAGGCAAUAGAAGUGAACAUGUGAA
Molecule: messenger RNA, 1985 nt
Organism: Aspergillus melleus
Lineage: Eukaryota; Fungi; Ascomycota; Eurotiomycetes; Eurotiales; Aspergillaceae
Product: glycoside hydrolase family 43 protein
Exons: 4
Coding region: 839-1816 (325 amino acids)
Biological process (GO): carbohydrate metabolic process
Molecular function (GO): hydrolase activity, hydrolyzing O-glycosyl compounds
Source: RefSeq, a predicted model, not a curated record